Drosophila sulfurigaster albostrigata is the source of this 1550-nucleotide messenger RNA. RefSeq lists its product as uncharacterized. Gene Ontology annotation, biological process: glutathione metabolic process. Gene Ontology annotation, molecular function: glutathione transferase activity. NCBI's taxonomy places the organism in Eukaryota, Metazoa, Arthropoda, Insecta, Diptera, Drosophilidae. The record is from RefSeq and is a predicted model, not a curated record.
ACUGUCUACUACCACAAUGGAUCUUUACUACUCGCCCUAUUCUGCAUCGACCGGUGCCAUCCUUGUAGUUGAGAAGGCUCUUGGUCUACAAUUCAAUAAGAUUAAGGUCAACCUAGGCGCAAAGGAGCAUCUAACACCAGAAUUCCUAAAGCUCAAUCCUCAACACACUAUUCCCACGCUCGUCGACAACGGAUUCUCUCUAUGGGAAUCUCGCGCCAUUCUCACCUAUCUGAUCGAGAAGUACGGAAAGGAUGAUUCUCUUUACCCCAAGGAUCCUCAGAAACGUGCCCUUGUGAAUCAACGUCUCUACUUCGAUUUGGGAACUCUCUUCAAGGCUCUUGCCGAUUAUUAUUAUCCACUGUUUACAAGAAGCCUCUUGAUCCAGAGUUAUUCAAGGAAGGUGGAAGAGGCCUUGGAUUUCCUUGACACUUUCUUGGAUGGCAAGCAGUAUGUGGCAGGAGACUCCCACACCGUCGCUGACAUUGUCAUCCUGUCAACGAUUUCUUCAUUCAAAGCAUUUGGGCUGGACAUUAGCAAAUACAACAAUAUUGUGAAGUGGUACGAGAGGGGUACUAAGCGUGCUCCCGGAUGGAAUGAGGUCGAAAAUAUUUUGGCAGAUUUGAAGACAUUGGUGGAAUCGUUGAAGCCUUAUCUGUGUAGCGACAAGUAUAAAAGUACACAUUUUUGCAGAACCAAAAUUAGAAAUCGUUCGGCUCGCAAACCAAUCACAACAAACAUGGAUUUUUAUUAUUCACCCUACUCCUCCUUGAGUACUGCCAUUCUUAUGACUGGGAAGGCUCUUGGGCUCGAAUUUAACAAAAUUGUGGUCAAUGUCCGCCAGCAGGAACAACUGAAGCCGGAAUUCGUGAAGCUCAAUCCUCAGCACACCAUUCCCACUCUCAACGACAACGGAUUCGUUGUUUGGGAAUCUCGAGCCAUUAUCACCUAUCUGGUUGAAAAGUACGCAAAGGAUGACUCUCUUUACCCGAAGGAACCUAAGAAACGUGCUCUUGUCAAUCAACGUCUCUACUUUGAUUUGGGAACCCUUUUCAAAACAUUCGCUGACUACUACUAUCCUCAGAUCCAACAGCAACCAGCUGAUCCUGAGCUACUCAAGAAAGUGGAAGAGGCCUUGAGUUUCCUCAACAUUUUCCUGGAGGGUCAAAAAUAUGUGGCAGGUGAUUCCCUCACUGUUGCCGAUAUUGUUUUGCUUGCAAACAUUGCCAAUUUCAGAGUCGUUAACAUUGACUUGAGCAAAUACAUAAAUGUUGAAAGAUGGUAUGUGAAUGGUAAAAGAGUAGCACCUGGAUGGGAUGAAGUGGAAAAGACUGUGGAUAAGCUGUCGGCAUUUCUGGAAACAUUGAAGUAAAAUUUGUCUCUCUUAAAAUUAUGCAACUCUUGACAUUAUGUAACCCUCGUAGAAAUUCAAAUAUUCAAUUAACAAUAUUCGAUAAUAUCUACAUAUCUGAACAAUGAAUAUUCGAAAUGUGUAUCCCAACUAGUGCUCUCUCCAAAUAAAGUAAUCAACUGCAAUUUAAAAAGUAAAUAAC